AUGGAAAGUGGCAACCACACCAGCCGCCCCGAUUUCCUCCUGAUGGGUUUGUCCACUCGGCCAGAGCAAGAAGGCUUCCUCCUGGCUCUGUUCCUCACCCUCUAUCUGCUGAACCUGGUUGGCAACCUGCUCAUUAUCCUUCUGAUCCGCUCUGAUGUCCAGCUCUCUUCCACUCCCAUGUACUUCUUCCUCAGUCACCUCUCCUUCGUGGACAUCUGCUUCACCUCCACCACCAUCCCCAAGAUGCUGCACAAUCUUCAGAUGGGGCGCAAGAACAUUGACUUUGCCAGCUGCAUGGCCCAGUUGUACUUCUUCAUGGCCUUUGCCAUCACUGAGAACUUCCUCUUGGGCUCAAUGGCCUUGGACCGCUUUGUGGCUAUCCGCCAGCCAUUACACUACCUUUUGCUGAUGAAUCCAGUCCGAUGUAGUGUCAUGGUGUUCAUCGCUUGGGCUCUGGCCCACCUCCACUCCUUCAUGCACACACUGCUGAUGUCCCAACUGUCCUUCUGUGGACAUCACAACAUCCCCCAUUUCUUCUGCGACUUCCAGCCCUUGAUAGUGAUGGCGUGUUCCCAGAAGCAGCUGAGCGAAAUGUUGAGCUUCUUUGAAGGCGGCACGAUCAUCAUCGGCAACUUCAUCCUUAUCCUCAUCUCUUAUGCUUUCAUCAUCCAAACUGUGUUUCAACUGCCCUCGGCACAAGGCCGGAGUAAAGCCUUCCGUACCUGUCUUUCUCACCUGACCGUGGUCAUCCUCUUCUACAGCUCUGCGAUUGGAGUCUACUUCCGGCCCCUCUCCAGUUAUGCUGGGGACAAGGACAAGGUGGCUACAGUCAUGUACACUGUGGUGACCCCGAUGCUCAACCCAUUCAUCUAUAGUCUGAGGAACAAUGACAUGAAAGCCGCCCUACGCAGAGGUCUGGAGAAACUCAGGGGAGGCCACAGGACGCGAAACCUCGAGGGGAAGAACCCCGUGACGAUGACUUGCCAGGGAUGCGGGUGUUGA
Sphaerodactylus townsendi is the source of this 1002-nucleotide messenger RNA. RefSeq names its product olfactory receptor 1L4-like. Gene Ontology annotation, cellular component: membrane. Lineage: Eukaryota; Metazoa; Chordata; Lepidosauria; Squamata; Sphaerodactylidae. Gene Ontology annotation, biological process: G protein-coupled receptor signaling pathway. The record is from RefSeq and is a predicted model, not a curated record. Gene Ontology annotation, molecular function: olfactory receptor activity; G protein-coupled receptor activity. The transcript has a single exon. Bases 1 to 1002 code for a protein of 333 amino acids.